Molecule: messenger RNA, 854 nt
Organism: Olea europaea var. sylvestris
Lineage: Eukaryota; Viridiplantae; Streptophyta; Magnoliopsida; Lamiales; Oleaceae
Exons: 2
Coding region: 109-678 (189 amino acids)
Source: RefSeq, a predicted model, not a curated record
GUACUUAAAUUCCGGUAAGAGGUAUCUGUAUAUUUCAUCAUUCAAAACUCACAAUUUCUCACAUCAAUCUCCCGCUGUCUGUCCGUCCUUUGGGUGAAUUAAUUGUACAUGAAUUGGUGCAAUUUGAGAAACCAAAGAGUCUGGACUGCUGAGCACUCUCCAAAAUUUCUUGAUUCUUUUAUAAAAAAGAGCAACUAUCCUCUAAUAUCAGAGGAAGAAAGACAGCUAGACGAUGAGUUUUCGAGAAGGAGAGUACGUGAACGUGUGGAAAAUGAUGAUGAUGAAGUUUCAAAUAUUUAUCAACGUGAUGAUACUACACCUAACAAACGUCAACGUAAGGAACUCAAAAUCGGAGAAGAUGAAAAACUUGAGGAAUGUAUAACGCAAUGGUCAUCUACCAUUAGUAUGACGAAUGAGGAAACAGAACAUAGGAUGCUAUAUCUUAAAGAAAAGCUUGCAUACAUCCAAGAAAAAUUAUCUAAUCACGAGGGCACUUAUGAAGUCACUAGUCUAGACCCUUAUUCAUAUAUGGAGUGUUUGAACAUAUUACACAACAUGGAAGGAGUGUCUAAUGAAGUUUAUAUGAAAACAAUAAAGGCAUUUAAAGAUUCAAAUUUCAGGAUAACAUUUGUGAUGAUGCCAAAAAUUAGGAGAGGACCUAUCUUGGAACUUCUUUGACUUGCCUAAUUGGUUAGCUUGAGUAUUUUGACCUUAUAAUGUAGGGCUGUGUUCUUUUCAUAUAUUGAUUAUGAACUUUGUAAUUCUCAAAAUUUACUACUAGUUUUAUUUUAAUCAAUGUAUUGAAUUUCGAUAUUUACAUUUGUUGGAGUAUUAUUAUAAAUGAUUAUAGUAAA